CGAAAGUUUCGCUGUACACGCCAAUAUUACAGUCCAUAAUAAUUUAAGAAAAGAAACGAAGACUGGUCAAUCUCAUCCUCGUCUUCACUGGAUUUUUUUUUCCUUUUCGGCUUCAACUCGUAACAAUUUUGAAAUCGUAAUCAGGGCAAACUCACUAUAAACUUGGCAACAUCAAAUGUGCUUGACCAGUUUUAGAUAAGACUAAUUGUGCAUCUGUCAUUUAUUUGAGGAGUUCCUUUCAUGGUUGGGAAAAUGGUGGAAAGGCAAAAAUUUACUGGACUUAUAGGAGGAAAUAAUGACAACGACAACAACUAUUAUGAUUUCACCCAGGGCUUUUACCAAAAACUUGGUGAGGGUACAAACAUGUCCAUUGACAGUUUACAGACGAGCAAUGUUGGUGGGUCUGUCUCAAUGUCUGUGGACAACAGUAGCGUUGGGUCCAACGAUUCUCUUACCCACAUUUUAAGCCACCCGGGUUUAAAACCUGUCCGUCACAACUACAGUGUGUCAGUUGGCCAGAGUGUGUUUCAUCCAGGGAAGGUUACCCAUGCGCUAAAUGAUGACGCACUACUUCAAGCAUUAAUGGAUAGUAGAUACCCAACUGAGGGAUUGGCGAACUAUGAUGAAUGGACUAUUGAUUUGAGGAAACUGAAUAUGGGAACAGCUUUCGCUCAAGGUGCUUUUGGAAAGUUAUAUAGAGGAACAUAUAAUGGAGAGGAUGUUGCAAUAAAAAUACUGGAGAGACCAGAGAAUAGCCUGGAGAAGGCCCACGUGAUGGAGCAGCAGUUUCAGCAGGAAGUCAUGAUGCUUGCAACACUAAAACACCCUAACAUUGUGCGAUUUGUUGGUGCAUGCCGUAAGCCCAUGGUUUGGUCUAUUGUGACAGAAUAUGCAAAGGGUGGGUCAGUUCGGCAGUUUCUGAAUAAGAGGCAUAAUCGGGCGGUACCACUGAAAUUGGCAGUUAAGCAGGCAUUAGAUGUUGCAAGGGGAAUGGCAUAUGUCCAUGGGCUUGGGUUUAUACACCGGGAUUUGAAGUCAGACAACCUUCUGAUUUCUGCUGAUAAGUCAAUAAAAAUUGCAGAUUUUGGUGUGGCACGGAUUGAGGUGCAGACAGAGGGCAUGACGCCGGAAACAGGAACAUACCGUUGGAUGGCUCCGGAGAUGAUUCAGCAUAGGCCCUAUACACAAAAGGUGGAUGUGUACAGCUUUGGAAUUGUGCUUUGGGAGCUGAUAACAGGUUUGCUACCCUUCCAGAACAUGACAGCAGUGCAAGCUGCAUUUGCUGUGGUGAAUAAAGGUGUACGACCAGUUAUCCCAAAUGACUGUCUACCUGUUCUGAGUGAGAUCAUGACUCGCUGCUGGGACACCAACCCGGAAGUGCGUCCUCCUUUCUCUGAUAUUAUCAGAAUGCUUGAGAAUGCCGAAACUGAGAUCAUGACUAAUGUGCGCAAGGCACGCUUCAGAUGUUGCAUGAUCCAACCCAUGACAGUGGACUGAUCCAGACUUAAAUUGAGCAACAAAUGGUAAAGAUGAUACGAACAAGCCCCGGAAAAUAUAAAUUGAUGCAUUAUGAACUUUUAUCGUGUAUGUAUUAGUUUUCUUUUUCCUUUCUUUCGGUCCUUGCUUUUUUUAAGAUAGGGUGAAGAUAACCAUUUAGAUUGUUGGCUUCUGGUUUUUUCGAUUCUCAAUUGUAACGCAGUAGUAAUGUUGAAGCCGGUUUUCUAGUCCCAAGUAGUUGUGGGAACACUUACUUUCUUACCUUUGUAGCUAAAUAUAUGGCACCUGCUGUCUACAUUGCUGUUGAUUGUUCUUGUUUUUUGUAUAACAAAUGCAGGUUCCAUGAAUAGAUUAAUAUUGCCUCUUUUUCUCA
Molecule: messenger RNA, 1870 nt
Organism: Jatropha curcas
Lineage: Eukaryota; Viridiplantae; Streptophyta; Magnoliopsida; Malpighiales; Euphorbiaceae
Product: serine/threonine-protein kinase STY13
Biological process (GO): signal transduction; protein phosphorylation
Cellular component (GO): cytoplasm
Molecular function (GO): protein kinase activity; ATP binding
Source: RefSeq, a predicted model, not a curated record